Arachis ipaensis is the source of this 555-nucleotide messenger RNA. NCBI's taxonomy places the organism in Eukaryota, Viridiplantae, Streptophyta, Magnoliopsida, Fabales, Fabaceae. The record is from RefSeq and is a predicted model, not a curated record.
GAUAAAUUCAGAAACAUGAGUGAGGAGAAGAAAACGAUUGUGAGGGAUUUAGGAUUCGGUGGCUUGAUGCACAUCCCACCACUAAGGGUGCAUCACCAAGUGUUAAGGGAGUUGGCUAACAACUUCAAAUUAGGGGAGAACAGACUGGAAACUGGAUACAGUUCUUUUAAAAUAACACAAAAAAAAAUAGGUGAUGCGCUUGGCAUCAACGCAACAGGAGAUCUAUUUCCUCAUAAAGUCGAUUAUAAGAAACUUUCUGAGGAUGACAAAGAAAUUUUUAGAAGAUUCCAGGGUAAGACCCUCAAAAGUCUUACAGAUGAGAUGAUGGAUAUUGGCGUUGGUAACGAAGAGGAUCGCCUAAUGUUCAAGAGGAUUUUCAUCCUCUAUAUACAAAUGGCGUUCCUUUUACCAACGACAAUAAACAAAAUCUUGCCUGUGCACCUGGCCCCAAUUUUUGAUAUGAACACCAUAAUAGAGAGAAACUGGGGAGGGCAUGUUUUGAGUUUUAUCGUCAAGAGCAUAACUGACUACAAGGAGAAAAAGAAAAAGAUAUAA